Stylophora pistillata is the source of this 2607-nucleotide messenger RNA. RefSeq names its product melanocyte-stimulating hormone receptor-like. Gene Ontology annotation, cellular component: membrane. The record is from RefSeq and is a predicted model, not a curated record. Gene Ontology annotation, molecular function: G protein-coupled receptor activity. Lineage: Eukaryota; Metazoa; Cnidaria; Anthozoa; Scleractinia; Pocilloporidae. Gene Ontology annotation, biological process: G protein-coupled receptor signaling pathway.
GAAGUUUAUUUUAAUACUUCCCUCCCUCCUUUAGAAGAUUGAAUAAGCCUGAAGCAGCACUGAGUUGAUUAGACACAUCAAGCGUUAGAGAAGAGACGAUGGUAGAUCUUUAAUUUUUUUCACGAUUUUAUUUUAAAUCCUAAAGCUGUGUGCGCAAGUUUAACAACCGUUCCGUUGGUACUAAAAAAAGCGGAAUUGAAAACUGUCCGUUUGUAUCAGCUGCGUGGAUAUCAAACAAACGGAGAAAUUGAGUAUCGACACUAAAAGUAACUUUGUGUUUUCUUUAAUGGUGCAGAUCACAAUAUGAACUUUACUGACAUGAACAAUGACCAUACAGAAUCUUCUCACUCAGGCGAAGAAAAUGAAAGAACUAUAACUAUCAUAAACUCAGCGCUAAACGUUCCAUUGAUACUGAUGUCAAUUUUAGGAAACGGUUUAGUCGUGGUCAUUAUAAUGAAAAAUCGUAGUCUUCAAUCUCCAUCCAUGACAUUUCUGUUCAGCCUGGCGCUAUCAGACCUUCUUGUCGGUUUGGUCGCACAACCUCUUUAUAUCGCGAAUACCUUGACAACUAACAUUCAUUCUUUAAGACUUGCAACAGGUAUGAUGGCUUUUUUCCUCUGUGGAGUGUCACUGGAUACGGUAACAGCCAUUAGUGUGGAUCGCCUCAUGGCGCUCACGUAUCACCUAAGAUACCCUAGCUUGGUGACUCCGAAUCGAGUAAGAUACACGAUAAUGCUGAUUUGGUUGUCCAAAGCCCUAACGUCAAGUCUUUACCUUUGGAAGAUGCGCGAAUGUCAUUUCGUAGUUGCCUUUACCACUGUAAUGAGUCUUAUUAUUUCGACAUUGUCGUACCUCAAAAUCUAUGGCAUAGUUCGUCACCACAGGUUGCGCAUUGACGCGCAGCAACAGGCGUUCCGAGGCAAUUCCAACGCAGAAAACGUUGCGCACAUGGAACGUUUGAAGAGAAGUGCAUUGAAUAUGUUUGUGUUCUACAUUGUCUUGAUUUUAUGCUACUUCCCCAUGUAUAUAUUAUCUACUCUUCACGGAGCCUCUUUACUGAAUUGGAAAACCAAAUGGGACUUUGUUCAUACCGCCGUGUUCAUGAACUCCUCCAUUAAUCCAAUUUUAUACUGCUGGCGGCUUCCCGAACUUAGAGCAGCAGUUGUAAAGAUAUUGCGCAAGAUAUUCCGCGUUCAAACACAUCAAAACUGAAUGACAACAUUUGCUCAAUUUAUAGAAAGUCAAUCUCUACUUGAGAAUAUUCGUUCCUCCUUCUGCUAAACCUAGUUAAUGGCACAUCUUAUCGCAUAAAUAUGUGAAUAUAGUGGCUUAAUUUUAAGCUAAACUUUAGCAAACAAAGUAAAGGUGAGAAAACGUUUAUCCUCUGAGUUAAACGAUAGCAUUCUAUCUACUUUGGAAAAAGGUUUUAAUUUUGAAGAAUUUGCGAAUUAUUCUCGAUCCUCAGAAAGGCGAUCUGCCGCAAAACAUCGUCGUAAAAUUUCGCCGCUAUCAGUCCACUAAGAAAAAGACCGCUUAAAAACCGUCGAGCAGUUUGGCUGUGAGAAAGCAAAACAUUAACAUUCAUUUUAAGUUGAAAAAAAAAACAGAGCUUAGACAAAUAUUUACCAUCGAAAACAGAAGUACACGAUCAAAUGGAAUUCAGUGAAAUAUACUCAACCGCGAAAUUGACCUCGUUAUAAAAAAUGAAAAUCUCUCGUUUCGGUUUCCUUCCGACACUAAGUUUCUUCUGCUUGGAUAUUGGAAGAGUUAUAUCCCUUGCCAAAACCCAGAGCUCUUGAUUGGGAAAUAUUUUUUCCAGAAACAGAAACAAAAUAUCUCGUUGGUCAGCGAAAUAAACUCUGCCCCCACAAGAUUUUCGUGACAUUCGUUAUAAAUUACAUUUAAAGUUGGCUGUAGGGUAUAUAUAUUAUUCUCAGUCAAAAAGAUUUGUUGAGGCUAUCAUCAACAAAAUAUACAAAACUUUUAAGAAUUUCUUGGAUAGAAUUUAGAGAAAAAUAGAGUUAAGCAGUAAGCAUUUCAAUUCUCUCAACAAACAGAAGUUUUUUUUCAAGUUGAAAAUUCAAGUUUGCUCUAUGGAUGUUAAUGUCAAUGGAUGUAAGAUAAAAUCGUUUAGUAUAAUUUUAUUUACAUAACAGGCUUUAUCAGUUGCUUAUGCAAAACCAUGAUGGGAACAAAUUCAAGGAUGAGGAAGGAGCUAUCUUCUGAAUAGAAACAGGUUAAUUCUCCAAAAAAUAAAGUUAGCUCGGGGGUUAGCAGCAAAUCCGAGUGAAUUUGAAGUCGCAGCUGGGCACACAUUAAUAACAUAAAUAUAAAGGAGUUUAAUUAAUGCUAAGGAUUAAUUCACUUCAAGAUAACAUAUCGGGUGCUUCUACCUGCUGUUUUAAUAAAUUUAGAUCUGUUCAAGAUAAAUAGAAACUUUAUAUUCUCUUGAUUUAGAUCUAGAGCGCCGAUAAUUUCAGAACCAAGUAGCGGAUUAACAGAUAUACCAUUUUUUUUUUAUGAAAGCGCUAAACAUAUUUUAUAAGUGUUAGAAGAUGCUUCGAAAUGUUUUGUAGAAUACACGGUGAUGGAAACAGAAGGCAAAAG